CUAUUGUGUGUGCUCGGGUAAAAGUUUUGUCGUAGAUUGAACCCUAAAUUUUAAACCCUAACCUAUCUAAAUAAGUUGAGAUUUUGCAAGUUGAGAGGGGAAGAAGAAGGCUUCAGGCUCAUGGGCAUCAUUUAUUGACGCCACCGUCGGACCGUCCCAUCCAUUUAAAGCAAAUUGGGAGCCAAUCUCGGGAAGUGGGAAAAAGCGUUCAACGCAUCGCCCCUUAUCACGCCAUUUGUGCCACGGUCGAGAUCGAAACUGCCCUGCAGGGCAAGUGGCGACCUGCUUCAGCACCACCGCGCUCUCCCCCCACGUCCCCAGUUGGAUGGACGAUCCGCGGGACGAUGAGAUCCUGCUGGUGGCGGAGCGCGAGGCGGAGAUGGUGCCAGAAUCGCCCCACCACACCGACGAUCCGAUCGACAAGAGGGUCGCCUUCUUCCUCGGCCACAACCCCGGCGAAAAGGUCAGCGCUCCCCCAUUCGCUCCUUCCGUGUGUAAAAAUGUCUCCUUGGAUCAUCUCCGCGAGUCCAAGGUGCUGUUCCGGGGCUGGGGCAGCCCCUUGCGCAAGUGGGGCGACUGGGUCGAUAAGCUCCGUCCCCGUUACGGCGAUCUGUGGGAGAGAGCCGGCAUCCUGAAUGCCGUUGUGGUCUCUACUUACAAGAUCAAGCGAGACUACGCGGCGAUUUUGGGGGUGGCCGCCUAUUGGUGCGGGGAGACCAGCACAUUCGUGUUCCCCUGGGGGGAGGCCACUGUGACCUUGGAAGACAUGAUGGUUCUCGGCGGGCUCCCCGUGCUCGGAGAGCCCGUCAGGGGAUCCUUGUCCGGGGAGCUCGCGGAGAUAGAGCAGAGGAUGAUAAGGGAGCACCGGACGUUCAAUCGAAGCACCAGCAAGAAAGCCGAUCAAAGCGCGUGGAUGAGGCAUUUCAUCGAAGGGGACGGCGGUGACCUGGAGCACGUCGCGUUCUUGGCGCUGUGGCUGUCCCGGUUCGUGUUUCCUGGUCCUCCGAUCAAAACCGUGAAGCAGCACAUGCUUCCCAUUGCUGUUCGUUUGGCACGGGGAAUAAGGAUUGCCCUAGGCCCUUCUGUUCUAGCUAGCUUCUACCGGGACUUGAGGCUUGCCAAUGAGUACCUUGUCUUUCAAACCAGCCAAAAGGCCGACCCUUUGGUUUUGUGGGCGCCUUUAGAUUACCUCCAGGUCUGGUUGUGGGAGCAUUUCUUGGCUUUGAGGCCAGAUAAGCAGAACCUGAUCGAUAAUGGCGAACCUAGGAUAGCAAGGUGGCAUGAUGUGGGUAAGAAAUCAGAUUUCUCUCUUGUUGUUCAAGUUUUGGAGUCAUCGAAUUUUCUCUGGCGCCCAUAUACCAUUAGCCUGGAGAAUUGGACCAGGCCGUCUUUCUACAGAGAUGAUGGUGUGUGGGUUCGAGGUGAAGAAGCAAAGAACGAAGAGGUUCGAACAUUUGCACAGUGUUUAAAGGUUGCUGAGCUUGUUGGGGUAGACUGUGUCGAGCAGUAUCUGCCUCAUCGCGUGGCGAUGCAGUUUGGAUUGGAUCAGGAUUUACCUUGCCACUUUCCUCGUUAUAAUUCGACAUGGGAAAUUGCUUGGGGGACUUACGAUAUCACUUCCAGAAAUGUUGCUUUUUAUAUCCCUGCACAAUUUUGCAAGUCUAGCAUCACACUACAGUACUCAAUUUGGUGGAAACAAUGCAUUCCUUCAGGAAGUAAGUUAGUCGAAACCGACAUUCAACUGCAACCAUGCAUGGAGGAUAUGAAGGAUAGUCAAAUAGUAGUUGUUCCAGAAAAGAAGAUGAAGAAACUCCAAACUUUUCCAAGUACAAAGAAGAGAAAAUUGCAAGAGUUCUACGAUGCCAUGCUUUCUGAUUGUCUUGCUUAUGGGAAUAAUUCAGUUUCUGGUGAGAAUGAUAGUGUAGAAUCAGAGAACCUUCAAUCGAGUGCUACUGAAUCUGAAAACUUUCAUUUGUCUAUGACAAAAGAAAAGGAGCAUGUGUGCCUCAACCCUUCAAGCGAUUGUGUUGACAAAAUUAGACAUAAUUCUGAGAUUUCUCAAUCUGUAAAAUCUGGAACAUCUGAAGCUACUGUAGUCGAUGCACCGAUCAAUGAGGACAAGCCAAUGAUGGGAGAUUUUAAUCAAAGAAAUAGUUUUGGGUCAGUUUUCGAAUACCUAGUCCCAUUGCAACCUGGAAUGAAUUCUGUUUCGGACGAAGCAAAGAUGAAACUGGAACAAGAACUAGAAAAGCGUAUCAUGAUGAAAGCUGAAGAAUCUGCUCUUGAAAUGCAGAUUAAACUGCUCAAGGAAGAAAUUGCUGUGAUAGAGGCCAGAGCAAUGGAAUUAGAACCAGUAGCUGAGGUGCACUUGUAACCAAUUUCAUGCUCUAUUCGCAACUUUUUUGUCCAUACUUCACUUGGAAUCCUUUUUGUAUAUACCAAUAUUGUCAUCAGAAUAUUUUCAUCGUGAAUACUUGUUAGUUCUUUUCAUCAUGAACGUUAUAGUUCUCCUACCACCAAA
Messenger RNA from Zingiber officinale, 2521 nucleotides. RefSeq lists its product as uncharacterized. Lineage: Eukaryota; Viridiplantae; Streptophyta; Magnoliopsida; Zingiberales; Zingiberaceae. The record is from RefSeq and is a predicted model, not a curated record. Gene Ontology annotation, biological process: meristem development; meristem maintenance. The transcript has 3 exons. Bases 326 to 2374 code for a protein of 682 amino acids.